UCACAUAUAGAGGGACUUAAAUAGACUCGGUGAAUCAAGGCGCUGUCGGAGAGUGAUUCAAGUGCUUUUUCCCAUUAAAACCAUCAUAUAAACGUCUUUAAAACCAUGGGAAACCCUAAAGUUUUCUUUGACAUCACUAUAGAUGGAGCUAACGCCGGCAGGAUUGUAAUGGAGGUAAGAAAACAGCACAUUUUCUACUUCAUAUUUGUUUAAAUUGUACUUUGUUAAUCAUUACAGUCAGAUAUUUGCACAUUAACAUCCUCCUGUGUGGUUUAAAAAGCCUCACAGUUCAGUGUUACAGUACGCCAACUUCUCUCCUGCAGCUUUCAGGCUUCCAUCUUGAUCGUCUCUGUCACAUAAUUAUUUAUUUGAUACCUUGAUAUAAUAGGAUUAAUUACAUAAGGACAGAUAACAGCAAUUACAUCAUAGAGAAAUCCUCCAGGGUGAUCAUGCUGAGGUGGAAACGCCCAUCAGCAGCAGCAGCAGCAGCAGACACGGAGCUGCAGUUAUUUAUAAUGAGCAGAGCAGGCUGUACAUCAUGGACAUGGACAUGAUCUCAAACACCUCUGAACAUUAAAACAGUCAGAUAAUUAUACUAAACUAAACGAACAAUAAGGUGAUACUCUAUUUUAAGGCUCAAAUCUCUGUUUCCAGCUGCUCCCAUUUGAGAAUUUCUUGAUUUAUCAUGAUAGAUGUUAAGAUGUCAUGGAUUUUUACUUUGAACUUUUUGAUGCACAAGAUUUGACAUUUAAAUGUGUAAAAGAAACUGCUGAUAAAUAAUGACUUUAACGUAAAUUAAAGGGGCAAAGAGACCCCUAAAUGGCACAGGACUCACUACUUUGUGAGCAGAAUAUAAUUUUCUUGUAGGUUAAGUAAUUUUGCAUGCACAAGUUUGUGUCUUUUUUUGCAUUUUAUUAAGUUGCUAUUUGAAAUACAGUAAAUAAAUACUUGUUUCUGUAAAAUUGGGGUGCACAAGUUUGUAUUCUGUAUGCAUUAAUUCAUUAACCUGUGGGAUAUAAUUAUUAUCUUGUGCUUACAAUGUAGUUAUCUGUCAGCAAUAAAUAAGUAUCUUGAGCACAAUGUUGUUAUCUUGGAGGAGCACGUUGUGUUUUUGUGUACAAGAUAUUAUCUUAUUUGCUCAAGAUGAUUGUCUGCUAACAAAAAAUUAUUGCAGUGUUGUCACAAGUUGACAUCAUAUGUACACAAGCAGUGGAUUUUUGUCUUUUCGAACUGUGGAGUCUGUAUUAUCAAACUUUUCUGUUUAGUUUGCAGAGAUUUAAAUGUCUUUUUAUGAGCUCAUUUUUUAUUUUUAUUUCUGCAGUUAUGGAACACCUCAUUGAGUCUUUAGUUCAUUUUUAACUGAUGAAAUUGUCGUUUUUCUGCAGCUGCGGGCUGAUGUGGUGCCAAAAACUGCAGGUAGGUGACUUAUUCUUUAACAUAAGACCGGUGUUUGGUUGGUAAAUGGCGCUCCCUCAUUAAUCCUCAGCUGAGAAGUUCCUCUGAAUGUGGGUCGAGGCUGUGGGUGCAGUAGGGUGUGAAAUCAUUCAUCAAAAGAGCCUGAAAGUCCCAGGGAUACAAAAAGAUCUGCAAGGUGGCAGAAAGAAAAUGUCAUGAGUGGAUAAUUUUCUCCAGCUUUUACAUACACUUUUCAAUAAAACAGGAGUUCUAUAGAUAUAAAACUGUGAUUAAAAAGAGAAAAAGUAUGGCUCAAGAAAACUUAGUGAUGUUUGUGUUUACUGGGGUAAAAAGAUAUGCAACUUUUACACUCCAUCCAUCAUUGCAUAGCUUCACAAAACACUCCUUUUAUAAUAGAUUAGAAUUUGGAGUGGAAAUUUGUGUUUGAGGAAAGUGUCACCGUGUGGUAAGUUUUUUUUCUGUCCUGCAAGUGAACAUAACCCUCCUGCAUGAUGCAUCACUGCAGACUGAGUCUGUCCCACUUAGCCUUUGUUAGUGAUGUGACCUCGUUUCUGAAUAAGUGGCCUAUAUGCUUUCUCUCUGCAAAUAUUGUGAAAUGCAGUACUUUUAAUGGUCAUAUUUUCUUGAGAGGACUAGAUACAUUAAUAUGAUAUCUUAAUGGGUUGAUACAGUUUGACAAAAACACAUCAUCUAAUUUAAAUUGUUUUUAUUCUGAGUGAUUGAUUUGUAGAGCUGUUUUUUAAGAAUUAUCACAGAAUUUCAAUGAUUAACUGCGAUUUUCUUAAAAGAAACCUCUAAAUUAACUAUAUAAAAUAAUCUUUACUGGAGUUUCAAUUUAAGAAACAAACAAAUGAAAUAAGCAUAUGUCAUGAUCGUCACUUAGGUUUUAGAAUUCAAAUAAAUGCUGCACCUGUGUGGUCUGAAACCCAUUCUGUUAGCAGAGACGGCUUCAGAUUGUUGGCAAGAUCGUUUUUGUAUUUUAAAGCGUCUAAGGAACUUUUUGUUAGUGUCAGUUCUGGCGCCCCCUCUGGACAAAGCAGGGUUUUUUUUUCCUGACUUUUGAUGUUUAAAUUCAUCCCAAAGCGAGGAGUUCCACUUUUGGUUGCUUUGUUUCUGUGAUAAUUUUUGUUCUCUGCAGGUCUGUUGUGAUGAGCGUACUAAAUCACGCUCUGCAGACUUUUGUGAUGUGAUUCCCGCUCACAUCAGUCUGAGCAACAGGCUAAAAAUAACAGGUUAAAACUUUUACUGAUGCCUCUUUAUGACCCUCAAAACCAAAGACCAUCUGCAACAAGUCCGAUAUCUCCACAGUUGUAAAUUUUGAAGCUCAAAACGCUGUCAGCAGGUUGAUGUCAGAUGUCCGACAAUCCUCGGCUAAUGUAAAAGACUUCAGAGUUUCUUCAGGAGUUUCAGUUCGGACUGUUGCAGAAUGUUUGUUUUAAAGUUUUAGUUUUAACAGGUAUAGUUUUUGUCUGAAAAGACUAUUUUCACUAGCCUGGCUGGGCCAUCCUGUUGCAUGAAUCACUUGCCGUUCCUUCCCACAACAGUCUGGACUUCGGCCCAUUGGGAGCGUGUAUUAGCGAUCAGAAAAUAACCGGGCUAAUCAGUGACUGUGUUUCCACUGUUUCCCGGACAACAGGGAAAGGCAGCCCCUGAUUGGUCCAUGUGUAGAUGGUGACGGCUAACACAUGCUGCAGGACUUUUCAAAGCGCCGUUCAUUCAGAACGCCGUAAAUUCUGCCGUUGACUUUGCAAAGUCAACUGCAGAAUUUACGGCGUUCUGAGUGAACGGCGAACAGUGGCAACACAGUCACUGAUUGGCCCAGUUAUUUUCUGAUCGCUAAUACACGCUCCCAAUGGGCCGAAGUCCAGACUGUUGUGGGAAGGAACGGCAAGUGAUUCACGCAACAGGAUGGCCCAGCCAGGCUAUGUUUUCACAGGGAUGUGACAAGAAGUAAGAGGUAUCACUUUGUCCACAGGGGAUGCCAAAAUGAACACAAAUCCGGAAGUUCCUUCUAGCGGCCUUAAAGAUAUUUAAAGGUUUUAUUCCCAUUUGACAUGAAGUGCAGAUUACUUUAUUGUAUUACUUUAUUAUAGUCUUUUGGGACUUUUUAAAGUGUGAACGACUUUUAUAGCAAUAACAAAAUUUACAGUAAAUAAUAGAUAAAAUUAAUGAAUUUGAGAGAAUAUUUUAUUGAAUGUACGUGGAUGAAAACUCGACCUCUGGUAUUAGAAACUUAGAGGACCUGAAUCAGGUCUGGAUUGUGGCGGUGUAGUGUGAGUAUGUUGUUUUGCUUGGUUUCAUAUAUUUAUUCAUGUUUCUGUGGCGUCUUUAUCUUACAGAGAAUUUCCGUGCCCUCUGCACCGGAGAGAAAGGUUUUGGUUACAAAGGCUGCUCGUUUCACCGGGUCAUCCCAAAAUUCAUGUGUCAGGUACGGCGAAGGAGAGGAGUCAGUCAUGUGUCUCUGGAUCAGAUUUAACGCUUAAAGAACUGAACUUUUGAGUUUUUAAUAUUCUGUUUUCCAGGGUGGAGACUUCACCAACCACAAUGGGACUGGAGGGAAAUCCAUCUACGGGGAGAAGUUUGCUGACGAGAACUUCCAACUGAAGCACUCCGGCAUGGGCACUCUGUCCAUGGCUAACGCUGGACCCAACACCAACGGGUCCCAGUUCUUCAUCUGCACAGCUAACACUGACUGGUGAGCCGAAAUGUGACCUGCAUACAGCUGUAUUCAAGCUCAGUGAGGAGUCUCUGUCUGUUUCUCAUACUAAUCAGCCUGUUUCUCUCGUUUCAGGCUGAACGGGAAGCAUGUGGUGUUUGGCAGUGUGGUGGAGGGCAUUGAUAUCGUCAAGGCGAUGGAUAAGCAGGGCACAAAGAGUGGCACUCCUAAAGCCAAGGUGGUCAUCGCCGACUGUGGGGAGCUUAAAUAAGCGCAAAGAAAAGCCCCCUCAGUUCAGGCUGUAUGUGAGAGGUGUUUCCUUAAACAUCCACUGACCUGUUGAUCCGUUCGUAGACCUCAAACCCCUGAAGAGCCACUUCCUUCUCUGAAGAUGUUUGUCUUUUGUGUGAACCUUGUCAUAUUUUGUACCUCUCAGUCUGUGUUUGUUCAACUAAUUUAUUAACAAAAGCCAAACAGAGUGAUGUGAGUGAUGGUGGUCAAUGUAAAUAAAACAACAUGACAGCAGCUCGCUCUGUGCUCAGCCUCUCAUUUAAAUAAAAAAAAUCCAUAUCUCUUUAUACACUGAACUGGGUCCUCUGAGUAUCAGGAGACUUGUUUAUUAAGAAGAAGAAGAAUUAAGUCCGCCUUCCUUCAUUAUAUGAAUUUAAAGCCGAAUUGCUCUCAGUAUUUUCGGGAUUUUCUUCACUUCCUGGAACCAAUUGGACAAAAUUUUCUAUUUGUAUUCUGUGCAAUUAAUUUCUAAAGUUGUUUUCAUAACUCCAUUAAGUUUGCUGAUGGAGGCGGGAUUUAUGACCUGUACUGCAGCCCGUCACCAGAGGGUGCUGCUCCCGCCAAGGCUUCACCCAGCAAGGAGGCAGACGGCGUCUAUUCUAUAAACAUGUGUUCCUCCACUGAAGAUGUUUGUCUUCUGUGUGAACUCUGUCAUAUUCUGUACUUCUCAGUCUGUGUUUGUUCAACUAAUUAAUUAACAAAAGCCUUCUCUUUUAUAAGGUAAAGAAUUUAAAGAGUUUUCUUAGGCAAAAAAGGAUUUAAUAAAAAAUAUUAAAAUCCUUUUCCUUUGAUUGAAAAGUAUAAUAAGGUAGAUCAGUACUAUCAAGAUAGAGAUUUGGUUUAAUCAUUUUCUUAUGAGAACCAAGUCAUGUUACAGGGACUAAGUUGUUUAUUUAGCCAAUAAUUAGUCACAUGAUGCUGUUUGAAGGUCAUCUCAGUCUUUUCAGAGCCCUAAUUCUUGUUUUCCGACCGUCUUCUCUUUAUAUAGAAACUUAAACUCUUUAAGGAAUAUCUCUAAAUGUGGUACUUAAACUGUGUUAAAACUGAGCGUUUUCAUGUUAUUUCUUCGUUAUUGUAGUUGACACCUUUAACCACAAGGGGGCAGUGGAGGGUUACAUGGAACAGAUUGAAAAAGACAGAAAACAUGCAGCUGUAUAACUAAACCCAAACUUCAGGUGUUGAUCCACUAGGUGGCGUCCAAACAGCUUCAGUCAACCUCUGCAUUGGAUGAUUUUCUCUCUAACUUCACAUGUGAAACUUCAAGAUCCUUCAAUAUUUUUAGACUUUUUACUAUUGCAGAAAUCUUUUUAGGUCACUUAAAAAAAGAGUAAAAGCAGAAUAAGUCAUUUUUAUUUUGCACAUUUGACAUGACAUGAAAUGAUGUUUUUCUCUCUAACUGUAAAUGUGGAACCCGAGAUUCUUCAAUAUUUAUUUAUUUUUUUCUAUUGCAGAUAUUUCAAAGUUUCUUAAAAAAGAGUAAAAGCAGAAUAGGAGUAACCCCCAUCAACUAACAAAGGAGUCCUGCGGCGACAAACACUGUUUAGUUUGCAUGGUUGUAUGUUGUUACAUUUAAAAUUGGAAAACUUUGUUCAUAAUUUAGUAGAUUAAAAUUACAUUGUGUGAACUUCAAAA
Xyrichtys novacula (pearly razorfish) is the source of this 5995-nucleotide messenger RNA. The record is from the annotation of a GenBank genome assembly. NCBI's taxonomy places the organism in Eukaryota, Metazoa, Chordata, Actinopteri, Labriformes, Labridae.